GCAAGUGCUUUGGUAUUGUAAUAAUUGCAGUUGGACACAGAGAGAGAAAGAGAGAGUGGCGGUCUCACACACUAGCACGCAGAACACGCAUUUACAGCGAGUCAUAGUCAAAAAGCCAUUAACCAAAAGAGCAUUUUCAGAAGCUUCUUUUCGUGUUCCAGAUUUGCUCCAAAGUAUCCUACACUUCAUACUUCAAAGGACAACAAGACCCGUUUCUGAUCCUUUCACUUGGUGUUGCCACUAUCUGGGUGAUUGUCCACAUAGACUAGGCGAAUGCUAUUUCUCAGGAGCAGCUUAAAAGCAGGUUGGAACAUGCUAUGUAUAAUUUGAUGUGAUAUUCUUGGAGAUGGACCUGCUUAUUGGAGUGUUAGUUUUGGGUUGUUUAUAUUCUUUCGUCUCUCCUGAUGCACAAGGAGAUGCUUUGUAUGCUUUGAAGAUUUCACUUAAUGCUUCCAGCAAUCAGCUUACAGAUUGGAAUCAGAAUCAAGUUAACCCAUGCACUUGGUCCAAAGUUAUAUGUGAUGGUAACAACGUAACGACAGUGACAUUGUCUAAUAUGGGAUUUUCUGGAACCUUGUCACCAAGAAUAGGGAUUUUGAAGAUGCUCACAACACUCCAGUUACAAGGGAACGGCAUCACUGGUAAGAUACCUGAAGAGUUUGGAAAUUUAACAAGCUUGACGAUGUUGGAUCUGGAAAAUAAUCGUUUAACUGGAGAGAUACCGUCUUCCCUCGGCAAUCUUAAGCGGCUCACAUUCUUGAUUUUAAGUCAAAACAAUCUCUCUGGACAAAUUCCUGACUCACUUUCAAGUCUCCCGAACUUGGUGAACAUACAACUUGCUUCUAACAGUCUGAGUGGCCAAGUACCCGAGCAUUUAUUCAAAAUUUCCAAGUACAAUUUUACAGGGAAUCAAUUGAAUUGUGGCAUCAAUUCUGCGCACAGUUGUGUGUCCGAAAAUGGAGGUGGUUCGAGUAAAUCAAAGACUGGCAUGAUAGUUGGGAUUGUUGGGGCACUCUUAGUUAUCUUUCUUCUUGGAGGUUUACUCCUGUUAUUUCUGUGGAAGGGCAGGCAUAAAGGCUACAGACGUGAAGUUUUCGUCGAUGUUGCAGGUGAAGUUGACCGGAGAAUUGAAUUUGGUCAAUUAAAGAGAUUUGCGUGGCGAGAAUUGCAGCUUGCUACGGACAAUUUCAGUGAGAAAAAUGUACUUGGACAGGGGGGUUUUGGAAAAGUUUAUAAAGGAGUGCUUGCAGAUAACACAAAGGUUGCUGUCAAACGUUUGACUGAUUUUGAGAGUCCUGGUGGAGAUACAGCAUUCCAGCGUGAAGUAGAGAUGAUAAGUGUCGCUGUUCACAGAAAUCUUUUGCGGCUUAUUGGCUUUUGCACCACACCAACAGAACGCCUUUUGGUUUAUCCUUUUAUGCAAAACUUGAGUGUUGCCUCUCGUCUGCGAGAACUUAAACCUGGGGAGCCUGUUUUGGAUUGGCCUACGAGAAAACGUGUGGCACUGGGCACAGCACGUGGACUAGAGUACCUUCAUGAACAUUGUAAUCCUAAAAUCAUUCACAGGGAUGUUAAAGCUGCAAAUGUCUUGCUGGAUGAAGAUUUUGAAGCUGUUGUCGGUGAUUUCGGCUUAGCGAAGUUGGUCGAUGUCAGAAAAACUAAUGUAACAACUCAAGUUCGCGGAACAAUGGGUCACAUAGCUCCCGAAUACUUGUCCACUGGAAAAUCAUCAGAAAAGACGGAUGUUUUUGGAUAUGGCAUCAUGCUUUUGGAGCUUGUAACUGGCCAACGAGCUAUAGACUUUUCCCGCUUGGAAGAAGAAGAUGAUGUUUUGCUGCUUGAUCACGUCAAGAAACUGCAAAGGGAGAAAAAACUCGACGCCAUUGUGGACCGGAACCUGAACCGAAACUACAAUAUUCAUGAAGUGGAGAUGAUGAUUCAGGUUGCACUACUCUGUACGCAAUCAUCACCUGAAGAUCGUCCGGCAAUGUCAGAGGUCGUCCGAAUGCUGGAAGGAGAAGGACUCGCAGAGAGGUGGGAAGAGUGGCAGCAUGUCGAAGUCACACGGAGGCAAGAAUACGAAAGGUUACAGAGAAGAUUUGAUUGGGGAGAGGACUCGAUUUACAACCAGGAUGCCAUCGAGUUGUCUGGAGGACGAUAAGGUGGGCUUCUAUCAUACACUUCUUGUCCAGGAUAUGUGUGUGCAUGCGUGCGUGGGCUGGAAUUUUGUUUGAAUCGGUUUCUAGUGAACUUGGAUCAAUUGACUGCUUGUAGACAAACCCUUUGUGACGAACCUGUGUUCUUUUUUUGAUUUUUUGGUUACAAAAAGUUUGGGUGGUUCCGGCUCUGAUCAUGUUCGGGCAUUUUUGGGGUUAUAAGUUGCUUAUAGAGGUAUUUAUAGAUUACUUUCAAGGUAGCUCUUCAUCGGCAGAUGGAAUUGAAUUCACAACCAUCUUAUUGGAAUCGAUCCGUCUCACCAGCCAAGCCAUCAAGAAUCGACACAAAAUUGUGUUCUGUCUAUGAGUAUGUGUAUUUUGUCUUUUGAUGUUUAUCUGGUAACAACUCGGAUAAUAUUUAUUCAGGGGGAAAAUUGCAAUUUUAGUCCUGUAUUUUAGCAGGGUAGCAUUUUUCAGUCGUG
Sesamum indicum (sesame) is the source of this 2638-nucleotide messenger RNA. The record is from RefSeq and is a predicted model, not a curated record. Lineage: Eukaryota; Viridiplantae; Streptophyta; Magnoliopsida; Lamiales; Pedaliaceae.